AUGAUGGAGAUGUUUGAAACCAAUCCCUUUUACUGUCACGAUCAGCGAUAUCUGGUUGGUGAGAGUAUGGUCUUUACACAUUUGGAUGGGACUGCCGUAUCCCCUCUGUACCCGGGAAGCGAGGACGGUCUGUCUCCCGUCGGAGAGGCUGGCCAAGCUGAGCCCAGCUGUGACAGCGGCGGCGAGGAACACGUGUAUGCACCGCCGGGCCUGAAGUCCCACUGUCCCGGACAGUGUCUGAUCUGGGCGUGCAAAGCGUGCAAGAGGAAAUCGGCCACUACCGACAGAAGGAAGGCGGCGACUCUCAGGGAGAGGAGGAGGCUCAAGAAAAUCAACGAGGCUUUCGAGGCGUUAAAGCGCAGGACGGUGCCAAACCCUAACCAGAGGCUUCCCAAAGUGGAGAUUCUCCGCAGCGCCAUUCACUACAUCGAAAAACUACAAGAUCUGUUGCAAAGCCUUGACCAGCAGGAGAAGCUGCCCGAGAACGUGGAGUCGAUCAACGCUUGCAACGGCUCGCAUUCAAUGGUAGACACUGCGGAUCGCUGGGGAACAAACACCUGUCCUUCUGGAUGGGGAAACUUGUCUGAUCAUUCCAACACCUCAAAUAAACUGCACAAAGAAGGAAAUAACUUGGAAUCAUCCGGAAGCAGCAGUCUUCGUUACCUAACCUCAAUAGUAGACAGUAUUUCAACGGACGAAUCGACUACACUAUACAACCAAGACUCAACUGCAAAGUAA
Messenger RNA from Pristis pectinata (smalltooth sawfish), 738 nucleotides. RefSeq names its product myogenic factor 6 (gene myf6). Gene Ontology annotation, biological process: muscle organ development; positive regulation of myoblast differentiation; regulation of transcription by RNA polymerase II. Lineage: Eukaryota; Metazoa; Chordata; Chondrichthyes; Rhinopristiformes; Pristidae. The record is from RefSeq and is a predicted model, not a curated record. The transcript has 3 exons. Gene Ontology annotation, molecular function: DNA-binding transcription factor activity, RNA polymerase II-specific; RNA polymerase II cis-regulatory region sequence-specific DNA binding; protein dimerization activity. The coding region runs from base 1 to 738 and encodes 245 amino acids.